Molecule: messenger RNA, 2470 nt
Organism: Malania oleifera
Lineage: Eukaryota; Viridiplantae; Streptophyta; Magnoliopsida; Santalales; Ximeniaceae
Product: protein GRAVITROPIC IN THE LIGHT 1-like
Exons: 4
Coding region: 652-2031 (459 amino acids)
Biological process (GO): negative gravitropism; response to red or far red light
Source: RefSeq, a predicted model, not a curated record
CAAAGGUGUCAGACAUUUCGCCAGUUGUGGACAUUCUCGUCUUUUCACAUCUUUCUCUCACAUUUUCCGCCCUGUACUCUCUCUCUCCCCCUCACUCGAACUCUGCAUUUUCUCUCUUAACUUUAUCUUUCUCUGAGCUCUGAUUUUCUCGGAAAAUCGGUUCUCCCUGCUGCCGAGUGCUCCGGAGCCAGCUGCCGCCAACUCAUACGCUCCGAACUCGGGGCGAUAAAGCGCCGGCCUGCUGCCGAGUGCUCCGGAGCCAGCUGCCGCCAGCUCAUGCGCUCCGAACUCGGGGCGAUAAAGCGCCGGCCGAGCUGAGACUUUACUGCUUAGGCGAAGUUCCUUCGCGAGCUAGGUUCAGGCGAUGAACGGCAUCUGGACGGUUAUACCUCCAUUAUUUCUAGCGAUUAGCGGCUGUUCUCUCAGCGAUUCUGUCGAAGAACUCUAAAAAUCGAAGUUGUUUCAUUUUCGAGUAUAUGUGCUUCAUUUUCACAGGCCUUUUCAGAAGCUCUUUGGCUAAGUUCUUAAGGGGCUUACAGAGGUCGCCAUUGGAGGAUCUUCCGGUGAUUUUUUCAUCUGCCUCGCGGUGGUUGUCGCCGAAAUGAGGAGAAGUUGAGCGAUAACUCGGCGCUUUCUCGGGAUAUUUUGGAGAUGGAUUCUUCGGUGGAGCGAGCGGCUGUGACUCCAAAUAAUAAGAGUAGAUUCAUUCGCACCUUUGCUAAGGUUCUUCAUCUUCGAACGGCCACUGGGGUUGCUCCUGAUGUUGCAAUUCAUAAAGUCAAGACCCAUGAAAAUGUCAAGGUUGAUUAUGUUAGUGGUAGCAGGUCCAUGUCUUUUGAUGAUGAUGAUAAGAAGAAUCAGAACAGAGCAGCCAUGGAAGCUCUUCUUGCAAAAUUGUUUGCUAGCGUUUCUGCUGUGAAAGCAGCAUAUGCCGAGUUACAGAUUGCUCAGUCCCCUUAUGAUGCAGAUGAGAUUCAGUCUUCUGAUCAGAUGGUGGUAUCUGAGUUGAAGAAUUUGUCGGAAUUGAAGCAGUGUUUCUUGAAGAAGCAGUUUGAUUCUUCCCCCGGAACAACUCUGCUUCUGGCUGAAAUUCAGGAGCAGAAGAGUCUUUUGAGAACCUAUGAGAUAACAAUGAGUAAGUUGGAUUCUCAGCGGAAGCUUAAGGAGUCGGAAAUUAUGUUUCUUAGGGAAAAGCUGGAGGAAUCCAAUAAACACAACAGAAUGCUUGAGAAGAGAUUGAACCGAAGUGGAUUAUUGCAUGUUCUUGACAAUCUUCGUCUAUCUGGAUUAAACCCCAGCCAUUUUAUUACUGUUCUUCGGCACACGGUAAAAUCUAUCCGAAGCUACAUUAGGCUGAUGAUAAAUGAGAUGGAGUCUGCUGGAUGGGAUUUGGAUGCCUCUGCGAGUGUGAUUGAACCGGGUGUGCACUUUUGGGGAGCCAACCACAAAUGUUUUGCAGUUGAAGCCUUUGUUUGCCGGGAGAUGUUCGAUGGUUUUCAGCAUCCAAAUUUUUCUCUUCCAAAUGAAUCUUUACCGGAGCAGAGGAAACGACAAUGCUUCUUCAGCAGAUUCAUGGAAUUGAAGGCUGCAAAACCAAUGGAAUUCCUCGCCCAGAAGCCAAAAUCAGCGUUUGCUAAAUUUUGCAGGAUUAAGUACCUGCAACUUGUUCACCCCAGAAUGGAAUCCUCCUUUUUCGGCAGUCUAAGCCAGAGAAGCCUUGUGAAUUCUGGCGAAUUCCCGGAAACUGCCUUCUUCAUCUCUUUUGCAGAAAUGGCAAAGCGGGUCUGGCUCCUACAUUGCUUGGCAUUUUCAUUCGAGCCAGAGGCUUCUAUCUUUCAAGUGAAGAAGAAGUCACAAUUUUCUGAAGUUUACAUGGAGAGUGUGACAGAUGAAGCAACUCCUUCCUAUGGCGGUGAUUCCCCAAAGCUAGACUCUCCUGAGCCCGAUCAGCUGGUGGCUUUUACGGUAGUUCCGGGUUUUAGGAUCGGUAAAACUGUAAUACAGUGCCAGGUGUAUCUUUCUCACCCUUAAUAUCUCAGCCAACCGUUGAUCCUUCAUCGUGAUUGGAUGGAGAAGAUGAAGCAGGCAUCUUCUGGGCCUGCAGCAUCAAGUGGCGAUUGCUAGGGUUGAUUUUGUAGCUUGCUAGCGCUUCUAGAUUAAAAAGAAAUGGAUUGCCUUGGGGCCCAGGGUGUCUGGCACUUGUGGAGGACAAAGGGGUAGCUGGGCCUUUUUGUCACUUAGGUGGCCAUUUUGAGCAGUGAAGUGCUUUGAUGGUUGUGCCUUUGAAACAGCGUUUGUCUUUUUAAUCUUGUUUUUAGAAAACAUAUCCAAGUUCCAACCCAAAUUUUGUUAAUAUCAGGUAAGUGACAGAAGGGAUUUGUUGGCUGUUUCAUAUAAAAUUGCCUUAUAUAUGACAUUGUUGUUAUGGUGUAAGUAUUGUAGAAAAGAGUAUUUUAUUGUCUUCCGUGCA